AUGGGGAUGUUUAAAGAUUUCCGAAUAUUCUCAUUGCCUGGUGGUUUUGCUCUUACAGUACUUUUAGUUCUUGGAAAUGCCCAGGAUCAUCAAACAGGCUUCAUAAGCUUAGAUUGCGGACUGCCGGUGUAUUCGAGCUAUAGCGACCAGACGACCGAUAUACAUUACACUUCGGAUGCCAGCUAUGUAAACACCGGCGAAAUUAUGAAUGUAUCGCCUGAAUUCAAAACAAAUGUCGACGUUCGUCGACAGCUAUGGACUGUCAGAAGCUUUCCUGAUGGAGACAGAAACUGCUACCACAUUAGACUUACAGCAGGCGUGAAGUACUUGAUCCGUGGGACUUUCAUGUAUGGGAACUACGAUAAGAAAGAUGAAUUACCUGUGUUCGAUCUACAUAUUGGACCUAAUAAGUGGGAUUCCUUGAAAUUUGAGAGUGCGUCCGCUGUUAUCAACAAGGAGAUCAUACAUAUCCCAUCAUCGAAUUACAUCCAUGUUUGCCUCAUCAACAAGAACUCCGGAACGCCGUUCAUCUCCGCACUAGAACUGAGGCCUUUGAGAAAUUUCACUUAUGUGUCUGAAUCGGGUUCACUGGCACUCGUUACACGGACAGAUACUGGUGCAACUAAGAGCCAAACAUUCAGGUACAAGGACGACAAAUUUGAUCGGAUUUGGACGACUGAGACUUUCAGUGCGUGCACAUCGUUAAAUACAUCGCUCAAUGUCAACGCCGAUCAGAAUGAUUACGAACCGCCAUCGGUUGUCAUGAGCACUGCUGCGUCGACAAAAGAUGCAAAUACUUCGUUGGAUUUCUAUUGGGACGCCCCUCCUAAUGAUAACUCUGGAUAUUAUAUCUACAUGCACUUCGCUGAGGUUGAAGAACUCGCCAAAGUCAAGCAAUACAGAGCAUUCAUUGUCACCAUAAAUGGAAACUUUUGGCACGGACCUGUAGUUCCCGAUUAUCUAUUGGAUUCUACUGUGUCCAGCCAAUCCGCCCUGACAGGAGCUGGAAAAUAUAGUGUUUCACUCAAAAGAACUGAAAAUUCUACUCUUCCACCGAUCAUCAACGCCUUUGAGAUUUAUAAAGUGAUAGAACUACUACAAAACGAGACAGACCAGGACGAUGUUGAUGCAAUUAACAACACCAAGUUAACGUAUGGAGUGAAAAGAAAUUGGCAAGGAGAUCCAUGUUUUCCUGCAGCGUACGUGUGGAAUGGUCUUGAGUGUUACUCUCACAAUAAUACGGCAAGAAUCACAUCCCUGAACUUGUCCUCGAGUGGAUUAAACGGGAGGAUUAUUGCCCCUUACAUAUCCAAUCUCACGAUGCUAGUAUCUUUGGAUCUAUCAAACAAUAGCUUAAUUGGAUCCAUACCAGAUUUUCUAUCACAAUUGCCAUCGCUGAAGGUUUUAAAACUGGAAAAGAACAAUCUCAAAGGUUCCGUUCCAGUUCAACUUAUUGAAAAAUCAAAGAACCGAUCCCUAUUACUCAGCGUGGAUCCAAACCUAUGCUCAUCGGCUUCGUGCGGAAAGAAGAGUAUUGCUGUUAUUGCGGCAGUAGCAUCAGUCGCUGGACUGGCGAUCAUCAUCUUAUUAACUGCAGCGGCUAUAUUUUGGAGCCUAAAGAGGAGAAAACGAAAAGGAACCCCGAAAAUAGAUGCGGAAACAAACAAUCAAAACCGGCUAUUGGGGUCAGAAAUACGACAAUUUACUUUGUAA
Molecule: messenger RNA, 1713 nt
Organism: Juglans regia (Persian walnut)
Lineage: Eukaryota; Viridiplantae; Streptophyta; Magnoliopsida; Fagales; Juglandaceae
Product: putative leucine-rich repeat receptor-like protein kinase At2g19210
Exons: 9
Coding region: 1-1713 (570 amino acids)
Molecular function (GO): protein binding
Source: RefSeq, a predicted model, not a curated record